Molecule: messenger RNA, 1546 nt
Organism: Anoplopoma fimbria (sablefish)
Lineage: Eukaryota; Metazoa; Chordata; Actinopteri; Perciformes; Anoplopomatidae
Gene: mrps5
Product: mitochondrial ribosomal protein S5
Exons: 12
Coding region: 36-1253 (405 amino acids)
Biological process (GO): translation
Cellular component (GO): ribosome
Molecular function (GO): structural constituent of ribosome; RNA binding
Source: RefSeq, a predicted model, not a curated record
CUUGUUGUCCUCGGAAGGACCCCUCAUAAUCCAAGAUGGCGGCGUCCAUACGGGUGUGCUGUGCCCUCCGCAUCACCAUGGGAGGUGCAGCCCCGCUCUGCAGCGUCCGUGGAGCCCUUCAGGUGUCCCAGCUGACGGCUCGAUCCUCAGCAGCCUCUCUGCACAGAAACCCUGCAGCUCCACUGUUUCCUCCGACGGCGUGGCAGCAAACCAGACACGGCAGCUUCUUCAACAAGUUGACGGCUGAGGAGUUGUGGAGAGGAGUUCUGGCUGAGUCGGGUUCUGGAGCGAGGAAGGGAAGAGGAAAGAGAACCAAACGCAAACUGAAGAGAGACCUGAACCGAGGACAGAACAUCGGAGAGGGUCGCGGUGGUUUCUUGUGGCCCGGCCUGAACGUUCCGGUGCUGAAGGACGGGAAUCUGCAGAGCAUGAGCAAACGAGGGGAGAGCGAGCAGCAGGAGGUUCGGGCUGAACUAGUGCGUCAGAGGGACGAGUGGGAGAGGAAGAGGAAGAUGAAGGUGAAGAGGGAGAGAGGAUGGACGGGAAACUCCUGGGGGGGCAUCAGCCUGGGCCCCCCCGACCCCGGACCCAACGGAGAAACAUACGAGGACUUUGAUUCCCGUGUCAUUGAGGUGAAGAGUGUUUUCAACAUGACGGCGAAGGAGGGCAGGAAGAGAUCCAUCAGCUGUCUGGUCGCCGUGGGAAACGGAAACGGAGCCGCAGGCUUUGCUUUGGGGAAAGCAGCAGACAGAAUCACAGCUCUCAGGAAGGCCAAGAACCGAGCCAUCCACUACCUGUACUACAUAGAACGAUACAACAACCAGACCAUUUAUCAUGACAUCCAAUCCAAGUUCAAGAGGACGACGCUGCGCAUGAAGAAACAACACGAUGGUUACGGUCUGCACUGCCACCGGGCCGUCAUCACUCUGUGCCGGCUGAUCGGCAUAAAGGACAUGUACUGUAAAGUGGAGGGAUCGGUCAACCUCCUCAACAUCACCAGGGCGCUCUUCACCGGAUUAGCCAAUCAGGAAAUCCACCAGAAGCUUGCCGACAAGAAGCAGCUCCACGUGGUGGAGUUCCAGCCCCAGAGAGGUCCUCUCCCCGUGGUGGUGGCGAGUCCCAAAGACGGAGCCCGACCAGCGCCGGAGCCCGAGGACGAGAUCCCAAACACCCGGCUGCACUGGGACGACGUUCGGGCCGCUCAGGGAAUCAAACGCUCGAUCUGGGCCGGCGUCAAACGCACCAUCUGGUAGAGUUUGAGUCAGUUUGGAACACGAGAGAGAUGAUUGGACUGAUGGAGGUCUGAGGGCUGAAAAUAUGUGAAGAAUAAGAACGUUUCUUCUUGUUUUUCUUGUGGAUUGAGAUUGUUUUGUUCACAAAAUACGAAACUGAAAACAUCUCAUUUAAAAACCAAAUUCUCCAGACAAACCCAGUAAAGACCGAUAGUGACACAAUGUUAACGUCCUAAAUGUUGUUUUCUUCAUAACUUCAUUGUCCACCUUGAAUUGUUGCAAAAUGUAUUAAUGAAAUAAAGAUCAGAUCUGUG